Molecule: messenger RNA, 5550 nt
Organism: Salvelinus fontinalis (brook trout)
Lineage: Eukaryota; Metazoa; Chordata; Actinopteri; Salmoniformes; Salmonidae
Product: SH3KBP1-binding protein 1-like
Exons: 17
Coding region: 115-2709 (864 amino acids)
Biological process (GO): protein homooligomerization
Molecular function (GO): protein binding
Source: RefSeq, a predicted model, not a curated record
AAAGAGGUUCUGCUCUCAGGAAGUUGCAGCAGAAAUAAUUAUGUGGCUAACGUUGUCGUUGUCUAAAUACUUAUUGUGAUGGAUUAACUCAAUUAUUUACUUUGUGGGCAAUGCAUGAACAUUCCCACAUUUAAACAUAUGGCUAAUAUGGCAAGGACCGGAGACAUUAUCCAUUUAAACGUUGGAGGAAAAAGGUUCAGCACCUCCAAACAGACAUUGACAUGGGUCCCAGACUCAUUUUUCUCAAGUCUUCUAAGUGGGAGGAUCUCAACCUUGAAGGAUGAAACUGGAGCGAUCUUCAUAGAUCGGGACCCAUCUCUCUUUACUCCCAUACUGAACUUCCUGCGCACCAAAGAGUUGUUUCCCAGGUCCAUAAAUGUGCACCUGCUAAUGCAUGAAGCUGAGUUCUAUGGAAUCACUCCGUUGGUGCGUAAGCUGCAGCUUUGUGACGAGCUGGACAGAUCCUCCUGUGGAAACGUGCUCUUCAAUGGCUAUCUCCCACCUCCAGUGUACCCGGCGAAGCGGCGGAACCGUCAUAGUGUGGCGGGGCAUCAGUAUAUGGGUGGGCGUGCCCUGCCCAUGGAGAGAGCUCCAGUGAGACGCAGCAACACUAUGCCACCCAACCUAGGCAACGCGGGCAUACUGGGUAAAGCAACGAUGGAGGAGAGGAUAAGUGGUGCUCAGCUUGCAGACCCAGGCAUGGUCCGCAUCAUCUGUGGCCACCACAACUGGAUCGCUGUGGCUUAUGCCCAGUUUGUUGUUUGCUACCGAGUGAAGGAGUCUACGGGCUGGCAGCAGGUGUUCACCAGUCCCCGCCUGGACUGGGUGAUUGACAGGGUGGCGCUCAACGCCAAGGUGAUGGGCGGCUCCCUGGGAGACAACGACAAGAUGGUGGCCGUGGCCUCGGGCACAGAGAUCAUCCUCUGGACUAUCUGUCCCGACGGCAACGGCAACGAGAUAGGUGUGUUCAGUCUGAAUGUCCCCGUGGAGGCUCUCUUCUUCGUGGCGAACCAGCUGAUUGCCACCAGCCACACAGGGAAAGUGGGAGUGUGGAAUGCGGUGACCAAACAUUGGCAGAAUCAAGACGUGGUUCCCAUUAAUAGUUAUGAUACUGCCGGCUCCUUCCUAAUUCUAGGCUGUAACAAUGGGUCCAUAUAUUAUAUAGAUGUUCAGAAGUUUCCAUUGAGGAUGAAGGACAAUGACCUCCUAGUGACAGAGUUGUACCGCGACCCCACGGAGGACGCCAUCACUGCUCUCAGCGUCUACCUCACGCCCAAAACAAUCCCCAAUGUGUCGUCAGGCGACAGCGGCAACUGGAUCGAGAUCGCCUACGGGACCAGCUCGGGCACGGUGCGGGUCAUAGUGCAGCACCCGGAGACCGUGGGCUCUGGGCCGCAGCUCUUCCAGACCUUCUCAGUCCACCGCAGCCCCGUCACCAAGAUCAUGCUCUCUGAGAAACACCUCAUAUCAGUGUGUGCAGACAACAACCACGUGCGGACCUGGACGGUGACUCGCUUCAGGGGCAUGAUCUCCACCCAGCCAGGCUCCACCCCCCUCACCUCCUUCAAGAUCCUCUCCCUGGAGGACAUCGACGGCCACGGGGGCUGUGCUGCCGGCACUGAGAUAGGUCCGUAUGGCGAGAGAGACGACCAGCAGGUAUUUAUCCAGAGGGUCGUCCCUGACACAGACAAACUCUACGUGCGCCUCUCGUCCAACGGGAAGAGGGUGUGUGAGGUGCGCUCUGUGGACGGCACCUCCAUCACCUCCUUCAUGGUGCACGAGUGCGAGGGGUCCAGCCGCAUCGGCUCACGUCCCCGCCGCUACCUCUUCAGUGGCCACGCCAACGGGAGCAUCCAGAUGUGGGACCUGACCACCGCCAUGGAGAUCGCAGGGAAAGUGGACAUCAGGGCGCUGGGCGGCCCUACAGAGGAGGAGCUCCUGGAGCUGUUAGACCAGUGUGACCUGGCUCUGACCCGUACGCCUGACAUGAGUCCCGCCGCCUCCUUCAUCCACUCCUCCACCCCCCGAGCCUCCACCUCCAGUUUGCAGUCCCAGCUGAGUGAGAGCUCCAAGGAGCGCGGGGCCAGAGGAGGUGUGAGCAGCUCGGGUCCCUUCUCUGGUAGCCUGCCCCGUCAGGCCCCUCCGGUGCCCCUCACCAAACCCCGGGAUAUGAAUCUCUCCAUGGUGGGGUUGGGCCUCCAGCCCCACCACCUGGGUCUGAGCCAGGCUUCCCUCAGCAGCAGCGGCAGCCCCCGGCCCGGCCGCACCGCCCUCCAGGACAGAGACCGGGACGGAGGCAUGGGGUCUCUGCGCAGGGGCAGCUUCGUGGAACGUUGUCAGGAGCUUGCCAAGGUCUCUGACUCUGCAGGAGGGGCUGAGGGGGGCACGCGGCGCAGCCUGGCCGUAUGCUCAGAGUUGGAGGCUAGACUGGGCCUACGGACCCCCGCCUCUUUCUCCAUCCCCCCUGCAGCCUCUCCCGCCUCAUCUUUAUCUUCAUCACUGCGCCGGCCACAUCCCACCUCACCCAGCCCUGCCCCUGCUACAAUCGUCAGUCCAACGCGCUCCCAGACCCCCGUGUCGCCUCGUCGAGCUGACACCUCCCCUACUACAGAAGCCCCGCCUCCUGAGGCUGCAGCAGCCACCCCAGAGAGCUCCUCCCCUGUUCCCCCCACCAGUCCUAAACCCCCUAUGAAUGAGACCAGCUUCUGACUGGCUCGGUGAUGUAUGAGUGAGUGGACUAACAAAGGACGCGUUUUGUGUUUGUGCGCGUGUGUGGUUUAGUGACGGCACAUAUUGUCAUAUUUAUGGACUUUUCCUUGUUUAGCAUCAAGGAUACAUAUCAAAUGGCAUUCCUCUGUUUUCAAAAGGGCCAGCUGUGAUGUAGGCAAGAUUCGUAUACAAUAUAUCCAAAUGGUCAAUGUAUUGGUGAUACAAAUUAUAACUCCAGCCAUGUAUGAAUGUGUUCUGUUGCAUUUGGUAGAGCAGUGCAUUUUAUUCAAUUACGAUGAACAAAAAUAUAAAUGCUACAUGUAACAAUUUCAAAGAUUUUACUGAGUUACAGUUCAUAUAUGAAAUCAGUAAUUUUAAAUAAAUUCAUUAGGCCCUAAUCUAUAGAUUUUACAUGACUGGGAAUACAGAUAUGCAUCUGUUGGUUACAGACACCUUUCUUUAAAGGUAGGGUUGUGGAUCAGAAACCCAGUCAGUAUCUGGAGUGACCAAGAUUUUUCUUGUGCAGCACAACACAUCUUCGCAUAGUUGAUUGUGGCCUGUGGAAUGUUGUCCUUCUCUUCAAUGGCUGUAUGAAGUUGCUGCAUAUUGGCAGGAACUGGAACACGCUGUCGUACACAUUGAUCCAGAGCAUCCCAAACAUGCUCAACGAGUGACAUGUCUGGUGAGAGUGCAGGCCAUGAAAGAACUGUGACAAUUUCAGCUUCCAGGAAUUGUGUACAGAUCAUUGUGACAUGAGGCCAUGUAUUAUCAUGCUGAAACAUGAGAUGAUGUCAGAAUAGCACGACAAUGGGCCUCAGGAUCUCGUCACUGUAUCUUUGUGCAUCGGUGUAUGCUGGUGGGAGGAGACGGGCUCAUUAUAAUGGCUGGAAUGGAAUAAAUUGAACGGUAUCAAGCAUCAAAUAUAUGGAAACACAUGUUUGACUCAUUUCUAUUCAUUCCAUUUGAGCCAUUACAAUGAGCCUGUCCUCCUAUAGCUCCUCCCACUGUCCAUUCAAAUAGCCAUCGAUAAAAUGCAGUUGUGUUUGUUGUCUGUAGCUUAUGCCUGCCCAUACCAUAACCCCACCGCCACCACGGGGCCCUCUGUUCACAACGUUGACAUCAACAAACUACUUGCCCACACGACACCAGAUAUGCUGUCUGCCAUCUGCCCAGUACAGUUGAGACCGGGAUUAAUCUGUGAAAAGCACACUUCUCCAUAGUGCCAGUGGUCAUCAAAGGUGAGCAUUUUCUCACUGAAGUCGGUUACGAUGCCAAACUGCAGUCAGGUCAAGACCCUGGUGAGGAUGAUGAGCACGCAGAUGAGCUUCCAUGAGACGGUUUCUGAUAGUUUAUGCGGAAAUGUAAUUAUUUGGCUGUGCAAACCAUAAGCCGCAUCCAACGUCGUUUCAGAGAAUUUGGCAGUACGUCCAACUGGCCUCACAACGUGUAACCAUGCCAGCCCAUGCCUCCACAUCUGGCUCCUUCAACUGCGGGAUUGUCUGGGACCAGCCACCCGGACAGCUGAUGAAACUGUGGGUUUGCACAACCAAGUAAUAACAUUUCCACACAAACUAUCAACCGUCUCAGGGAAGCUCAUCUGCGGGCUCGUCGUCCUCACCAGGAUCUUGACCUGACUGCAGUAAGGCAUUGUAACCACCUUCAGUGAGAAAAUGUUCACCUAUGGUAGAGAAAUGAGCGUUCAAUUCUCUGGCGGACAUUCCUGCUGUUCCCAGCACAAGGUGCACCUGUGUAAUGAUCAUGCUGUUUAAUCAGCUUAUUGAUACACCUGUCAGGUGGCAGGAAUGUCAUGGUUAUUUGAAUUAAAAGGGAAUUUUUCAACCUCAUUCUUCAUCUUCAGCACCAAACCAGAGUCUACAUAUGUGAAAAGGUCUCGUUUCUGUUAUCUGCGGUUAAAAAGAUUUAAAAAUGCUUCUCUGACAUCACAGUGUAGGAUUAAAGGAAAAAAACGGUGAUUUUCAAAGCCUGCAACGAGUCUCUAGCCCAAGGGAGCGUAUUUUCUUGAUCCCCACGGAUCCCUCAUAGUGUUUGAAAACCACAAAUCAAAUGUUGAAACUUUUGAUGAUUUGGUUGAAAAGUGGUGAAGUUGCCCUUUUAAGAGAAAUGUAAAUACAUGUAGUAGUCUUUACCCAACACUGGGUUCCACCAUCAUGGGCUUGCAGGCUGAAGUGAUGUAUAGGCCCACACCUCCUAAACCUUUCUGAUAUCCUCUACAGAUUUCUUUCAGUCUUCCUGUUUUGCACUACAGUUGGCUUUCUGUAGCUUAAAUGAAUCAACAAGCCUACUGUACACACAGUAUCAAUGUGGUGACGAUUGAAGAGGAAACCGAUGGAGAAUCUAUAGAUCAAUGACAGACCUUUUAUCGUUCAUGUUUAGUUACAUCUGACUAACUUACUGCCAUUUUGGAUCAUUCUUUUUCAAGUCGUCUUCCAGAUCACGACCCAGUGCCUCACGUACCAGUGUUUUAUAUCUUCCCCAGUGGGUUAUGAAUUGUACGAAACCAAAGGUAGUCAUUUAACCCAAUAUCCUAUGUUGUUUUUGUACAUUUUAUUUAGAUCCUAUUUUCUGACUAUAUAAAAGAAAAAACAUUGAAUGGAAAUGUUAUGUCUCUGUACAAAGUACAUCUGUCUGUCCAUUAACUAACAAUAAUAAUAAUACUUUUGGCAACAGUGGGAGUGCUUUAUCAGUAGCAAAAUGUUACCUGAGGAUGCUGAGUGCAUUUCAUAUACAGUACCCUCCAGUUAGUCACAUUUCUAGCUUUUAUGACUGUACUUUUCUAAUCUAAGCUGGUCUUCAUUAAUCGAAUAAAACGAACUAAUUACA